Molecule: messenger RNA, 4605 nt
Organism: Sitophilus oryzae (rice weevil)
Lineage: Eukaryota; Metazoa; Arthropoda; Insecta; Coleoptera; Curculionidae
Product: alpha-mannosidase 2
Exons: 16
Coding region: 249-3650 (1133 amino acids)
Biological process (GO): N-glycan processing; mannose metabolic process; protein deglycosylation
Cellular component (GO): Golgi membrane
Molecular function (GO): carbohydrate binding; alpha-mannosidase activity
Source: RefSeq, a predicted model, not a curated record
UUUAAGCUGUGGUUUGAAGUUUGAAGUUUGUGGUUUGAAGCCUGUUCCUGAUUUAUCAUUUUAUGGUGAUUUUAUGAAAAUAUUGUGGAAAAUAUCAAAAUUGAAAGCUAGAUUGGAAGAUACUUCAUUCACAAAUCUAGAAAUGGAUAAUUUGAAAAUAUAGAAAAUAUGUUAAAAUAACUGAGAUAAUUACCGGUAUUUACCUAAUUAAUAAUAUAUUCAUGGUACUUUAAUUAUUGAAAAUCAAAAUGAAAUUAAAAAGAGCUGUUGUUAUCUUUGGAUCUUUAAUUAUUUUAGUAAUUAUAUUUACUAUUUAUUCUGCUAAAGAUUUAACAUUAUCAGUAAGGAAAACUACAAUCACUCAAGAACUAAAAGAUAAUCAAUGGUUACAUUUUGAAGAUAGAAUAAAACAGCUUGAAGAUGAUCUCAGCCGACAUCACAAUGCUGUAGCUGAAAUUAAAAUUGCAAUGCAAAAUAUGCUUAGUUCAAGUACAAAUUCCAUUCCAUAUAGAAAAGCAAAUCCAGUUCAAAUUCAAACAAAACUAAAUAUAAAUAAUAUGAUUUAUAAGUCUUCCUGUCCUUUUCAUCUCAGUUUUAAGCCAAGAACGAAUGUUCAAAUGUUGGACAUGUAUAAAAUUUUAACAUUUGAUAAUCCAGAUGGAGGUGCCUGGAAACAAGGAUGGAGAAUUGAGGUUGAUGAAAAAGAUUGGAACAGACAUAACAAACUUAAAGUAUUUGUUGUGCCGCACUCGCACAAUGAUCCAGGCUGGACAAAAACUUUGGACGAAUAUUAUAUUACUCAAACAAAACAUAUUUUGGAUAAUAUGUUGGUCAAACUUCCUGAUGAUCCCAGAAGAAAAUUUAUUUGGGCAGAGAUUUCUUAUUUUUCUAUGUGGUGGGAGGAACUUGAAUCUGAUCAAAAAGAAUUAGUGAAAAAAUUACUACAUAACAAUCAGUUGGAAAUUGUAACAGGAGGGUGGGUCAUGAAUGAUGAAGCAAAUUCACAUUUUAUCUCAAUCGUUCAUCAAUUAACAGAAGGGCAUCAAUGGUUGGCUCAAAAUUUAAAUUAUACUCCGGUCAGCCAUUGGUCAAUUGACCCUUUUGGUAUGGGUUUAACACAACCAGCAAUUUUAAAGUACAGUGGCUUAUCUAAUAUGUUAAUUCAAAGGGUGCACUAUUCUGUAAAGAAAGAACUUGCAAAAACUAAACAGUUGGAGUUUAGAUGGAGACAAUUGUGGGAUGAUUCUGGAGAUACUGACAUGUUUUGUCAUAUGAUGCCAUUUUAUGGAUAUGAUAUACCUCAUACUUGUGGGCCAGACCCUAAAGUAUGUUGUCAAUUUGACUUUAAGAGACUACCCAACCACGGGCUUCAUUGUCCAUGGAAGGUACCACCAGUACCUAUUACAGACAAAAAUGUAGCUGCUAGAGCGGAAAUGCUAUUAGACCAAUAUAGAAAAAAAUCAAAACUUUAUAAGACAAAUGUUGUAAUGGCACCAUUAGGAGAUGACUUUAGAUAUGAUCAUCCAACAGAAUGGGAUGUCCAGUAUACAAAUUAUCAAAAAUUAUUUGACUAUAUGAACAGGAAUUUGAAAUUAAAUGUUCAGGCACAAUUUGGUACAUUAACAGACUAUUUUAAAGAAUUGAGGAAAAGCAAAGAUAUAUCAGAGUUCCCUUCAUUAUCAGGGGACUUCUUUACUUAUGCUGAUAGAGAUGAUCAUUACUGGAGUGGGUAUUAUACUUCAAGGCCAUUUUAUAAACGUAUGGAUAGAGUUCUUUUAAGUUACAUAAGAGCUGCAGAAACAUUGCAUGCGUUAACUUAUCAUAGUGGAAAAUCUGGUACAGAUUGGAUAGUUGACAAAGUUAUUGGCUUAGAACACUUAUUAAUUAAUGCAAGACAAAGUUUGUCAUUAUUUCAACAUCAUGAUGGUAUUACUGGUACAGCCAAAGAUCAUGUUGUUAUUGACUAUGGCAAAAGACUAUUAGAUUCCAUUCAUAACUGUCAAAGAGUUAUACAGCUCUGUACUAAUAUCCUUCUUGAAGGAACUGGCUCACAAGGACCAUAUGAACAAGAUGUAAAUUAUUAUAGCUUUGAAGAUGUUUGGCAUUCUCAUAACAGUUUGCCAGAAAGAUUGCAAAUCACAAUUGGAGUUCCUGAUUUGCCUACAAAGAAAAUUGUUAUUUAUAAUUCUCUGGCUUUUGCUAGACAUGAAGUUGUAACUUUCCAUAUAAAUAUACCUUUUAUUAAAGUGUUUGACUUUAGAGGGAAAAUAGUUCCUUCCCAAAUAUCACCCAUAUUUGAAUAUGGAUCAUCUAUGUCACAAACGAAAUAUGAACUUGCCUUUGUGGCAAAUAUUCCAGCUUUUGGUACAGUUAGCUAUACUGUCACUGCAGUUUAUGAAGAAAAUAAACCAAAGGAAACCGUAUUUCCGCUUGUUAAAAUAUUUAAUCAGUAUGGCGAUGUAAAAAUCCCUAAAGGUUUCAAAGUAGAUGUUUCACCAAGUGCCAGUGAAUUUAGUUUUCAGAAUGGAAGAGUGGCUGCAUCCUUCAAUAAUUUAGGUCUUUUAAAGGCCAUCAAAACAGGCAGCACUACUGUACCAGUCCAUUUAGAUUUUGCUAAAUAUGGGGUUGCUUUUCGACAAAACUCUGAUAGAAGCGGUGCUUACCUGUUUUUACCAGAUGGCCAAGCAAUAGAAAUAAAAGCUGAAAAUACCAUUGUAAAUGUUAUUGAAGGUCCCAUUAUGUCAUCUGUUACUGUUCAGUUGCCUCAUGUAAAACACAAAGCUAUUUUGUACAACACCCCAGGUGCAGAUGGAUUAGGUAUUGAAAUUGAGAACACUGUGGAUAUUCAAAAAACUAAUAAUUUCGAAAUAGUCAUGAGAUUAUCCACAAAUAUUAACAAUACUGACGAAUUUUUUACUGACGCCAAUGGUUAUCAAAUGUUAAGACGAAAACGGUUUAAGAAGCUUCCCUUACAAGCCAACUAUUAUCCGAUGCCGACCAAGGCUUACAUUGAAGAUAAAACGACGCGACUAUCAAUAUUAACAAGUACGCCACUGGGUUGUAGUUCGCUAAAUGAAGGAAAAAUUGAAGUUAUGUUAGAUAGGCGACUAAGCCAAGAUGACAAUUUGGGUUUAGGACAGGGCGUUCUCGACAAUCAUCCCACCAAGCACAUAUUUAGAAUUUUAAUCGAAAAGAAGACUGAAUCUUGCCAGGCAACAGUUAGCGAUCAUCCAGCAGGAUUUCCCACGGUAUCUGCAGGUGUAGCUUCAGAAUCUCUGCUUAAUCCGCUAGUUAAAAUGCUCAAAACCCAAGACGAUGAAGAGAACAAAGCUGAGGUGUUUGCUCCUUCAUUUGAAUUAGGCGUUGAUCUUUCAAUACCCACAUUUAAGACAAAUUUGUUCAUAAAGGAAGCUUACCACACGGGACUAGUUAUACACCGCCAAUUUUUGGACACUUGUUUCUUGGAUAAAGUUUUGAUAAAGCAGUUCCAGUUGAGCGACGGAAAACUGAAUUUAAAAGCAUUAUUUCCUAACAGCGACGGUAAAAGCCUUUACAAAGCUUCUUUGUCUUUUCUAAAAACAGAAAAACUUCUUGAUAUUAACGAUGAUAUUGAAUUAUGUCCUAUGGACAUGAAGGCAUUUUAUAUUUAAAUUUAAGGUGGCACAAUUUAGUCAGUAACAUGAUUUCUUGAAUGUUGAUUUUCUCUAAAAUUAAUAGAUUAUUAUACUGUGAUAUCAAAAUAAUCUCAAAUAUAUAAAUGUUUAUGAUCUGUUACCACUUGAAUCUCGCGAACCAAAGAAACAAAUCAUGCAAAAUUUUCCGAUCUUAGAUAUUAUACAAAAAAAACUAGAUAGAGGAUAUAGUUAUAUCUAAAGUAAAAUGGGAACGGGAUAAUUAUUAGUUUAAUCCACUGAUAGGUAUAUCUUACUUGGCAAAGAUUCAAUAUUUUAAAAAAAAUAGGAAUAAUAUACACAACAAUACACACUUAAUAUUUUAGUCUAGCUAUUCACAGAUAUUUUAAUCCUUUUUUAUUUGCCUUUAGCCAUAACAGUCAUAAGAAUAUUAAAUUAAAAAAAGUGCAUUUUAUUUGCUAAAAGUUUUGCCCCUAAACCAUAUUUGAUUGUCUUUAUUCCAUAUUCCAUGUAUUAAUGAUAUUAUUUUGUAACAGUUUGUGCACUUUUGUUGAUGUCCAAUAUUUAUUUAACUUUACUACCUGCGUUGUGAUUAUGUGAUAAUUUUAUUUUUAACCUUUUAAUGCUGGUAUAGUGUAGCUGUAUCUUAUGCUGGUAUUAUUAUUCAUUUUGAAAUGCAAAAUAAAUCUUGAAUGAACAUGUAUUAUGUGUAAUGAGUAAAAUAUAUAACAUUUUUUUAAAUUAAAAAAGGUAGUAGAACUAAUUUAUAUGGCACAAAUAUUUAUUAUAAUGCUCAUUUUAUAUCUAGUUGCUACAUGAUAUUAUUUAAAAUUUAAAGCACUUAAAACAUGUAUAUACUGAACUAAUUUUUGAAUUAUAUUUAAACCAUAUUUAGUCAGAUUUACAAACUACUUGUAAUUUUAAAUUUGAGACUAAUAAUUCCAUAGAAAUUCCUAAAAUAAAAUACAUUGAA